This is a messenger RNA of Erinaceus europaeus (western European hedgehog), 1178 nucleotides long. RefSeq names its product lysozyme g2 (gene LYG2). Gene Ontology annotation, biological process: peptidoglycan catabolic process; defense response to Gram-positive bacterium. NCBI's taxonomy places the organism in Eukaryota, Metazoa, Chordata, Mammalia, Eulipotyphla, Erinaceidae. The coding region runs from base 236 to 874 and encodes 212 amino acids. The record is from RefSeq and is a predicted model, not a curated record. Gene Ontology annotation, cellular component: extracellular region. Gene Ontology annotation, molecular function: lysozyme activity. The transcript has 6 exons.
GAACUGCACAACAGCAGAGCCACACUGAUGUUUGCUCAGGUGGAAGCUGGAUGCCUAAGUGAUCUACUCACUGAUGGCUUCACAAAUUAUCAACUUUAUGUUAUAGGACAAAGGCCAUGACUUUGUGAAAGCCUGAGGUGAAGUUUGUAGAUGAAUACAGAUAAUCUACAGAAACAGACAGGGAAUUUUCUCUGCAAGGCUACAAAUCAGGUGCUGUAGAAUAAGACUCAUCACCAUGAUAUCGUCUAUCCUGUUUUUGGGACUUACUGCCAUCAUUGGCACUUCUAGGGGCUUGUACCCUUUAACGCACUCAAUGAACCCUCACUUACAUCCUCGUCUAUACCAUGGCUGCUAUGGUGACAUCUUAACCAUGGAGACCUCAGGGGCCCCCUGUGACAUAACCAGGUUGAUUAACUGUGGAAUUCGUGGUUCUGAAAUGUUUGCUGAGAUGGAUUUGAGGGCCAUUAAGCCUUAUCAGACUCUGAUCAAAGAAGUUGGACUAAGGUAUUGUGUGGACCCUGCUCUCAUUGCUGCUAUCAUCUCCAGAGAAAGCCAUGGAGGAACUGUCUUACAAAAUGGCUGGGACCAUAAAGGACAUAGAUUUGGCUUGAUGCAGAUUGAUAAACAAACCCAUAAACCUGUUGGUGCCUGGGACAGCAAGGAACACCUUUUGCAGGGUGUUGGGAUUCUAACAGACAGGAUUAAGAUGAUCCAGAAAAAAUUCCCUACAUGGAAUGUGUCUCAACACCUCAAAGGUGGUCUCUCAGCCUUUAAGUCAGGAACUGAUGCCAUUAUCACCCCCAUGGACAUAGACUCUGAUUUUGUUGAUGAUCUUCUCGCCCGAGCUAAAUUCUAUAAAAGACAUGGCUUCUAGGCUGUGUGAAUGGGUCAGGUUGACAAGUGCUCAAAUGGCCCCUGUUUGCGGGUUUGACACAGAUAUAUUAUAUUCAACACUGGCAAAGGGACAACUGCAAUUAUGACAGAAAAAUGUAUUUACUGAUUAUCUUUUUUUUUUUUGCCACCAGAUUUAUUGUUAGGGCUCAGUGUCUGCUAUUACCAGUGUCCUGUUUUGCUUUGUUUUGUUUUUCUUAUAGAGACAGAGAGAAAUAGGGAGGGAAAGAGAGAAAGAGACAUACCUGCUUUACUGCACCACUGCUCAUAAAACUUCUACCAUGGAA